Onychostruthus taczanowskii (white-rumped snowfinch) is the source of this 7976-nucleotide messenger RNA. It is a transcript of the gene EPHA6, whose product is annotated as EPH receptor A6. Gene Ontology annotation, cellular component: neuron projection; plasma membrane. Gene Ontology annotation, biological process: cell surface receptor protein tyrosine kinase signaling pathway; protein phosphorylation; axon guidance. Lineage: Eukaryota; Metazoa; Chordata; Aves; Passeriformes; Passeridae. The transcript has 18 exons. The coding region runs from base 7 to 3114 and encodes 1035 amino acids. The record is from RefSeq and is a predicted model, not a curated record. Gene Ontology annotation, molecular function: ATP binding; transmembrane-ephrin receptor activity; protein binding.
CCAGCCAUGGGGUGUAGUGAGGUGAGGGCACUGCUCUGGAGAGUCGGCCUCCUCCUCCCCCUGCUGACAGCGCGCCCCGCCGCCGCCGGGCACGUCGCCAGCAACCACGUUGUGUUACUUGAUACUACAACUGCCCUCGGAGAACUAGGAUGGAAAACAUUUCCCUUAAAUGGGUGGGAUGCCAUAACUGAAAUGGACGAACACAACCGGCCCAUCCACACUUACCAGGUGUGCAACGUGAUGGAACCCAACCAGAACAACUGGCUGCAAACCAACUGGGUCUCCCGCGACGCCGCGCAGAAAAUCUACGUGGAGAUGAAGUUCACCCUGAGGGACUGCAACAGCAUUCCCUGGGUGCUGGGGACCUGCAAGGAAACGUUCAAUCUCUACUACAUGGAGUCAGAUGAGCCUCAUGGAGUAAAAUUCAAGCCAAACCAGUACACCAAAAUUGAUACCAUAGCUGCUGACGAGAGCUUUACCCAGAUGGACUUGGGCGACCGCAUCCUCAAGCUCAACACGGAAGUUCGUGAAGUUGGGCCCAUCAACAAGAAGGGAUUUUAUCUUGCUUUCCAGGACAUUGGAGCGUGCAUUGCUUUGGUGUCAGUCCGUGUCUAUUAUAAGAAAUGCCCGUUCACGGUCCGUAAUUUGGCCAUGUUUCCUGACACCAUUCCAAGGGUGGAUUCUUCCUCGCUGGUGGAAGUACGGGGCUCCUGUGUGAAGAGCGCUGAGGAACGUGACACCCCAAAAUUGUAUUGUGGGGCAGAUGGGGAUUGGCUGGUGCCUCUGGGACGUUGCAUCUGCAGUGUGGGAUAUGAAGAGCUGGAGGGUUCCUGUCAUGCUUGCAGGCCUGGAUUCUAUAAAGCGUUUGCUGGAAAUGUGAAGUGCUCCAAGUGCCCUCCACACAGUUUGACUCACAUAGAAGCAACUUCUGUCUGUCAGUGUGAGAAAGGUUAUUUCAGAGCUGAGAAGGACCCACCCACUAUGGCAUGUACCCGGCCACCCUCCGCUCCGAGGAAUGUGGUUUUUAACAUCAACGAGACAGCUCUGAUGCUGGAGUGGAGCCCCCCGAGCGACACGGGCGGGAGAAAGGACCUCACCUACAGCGUGGUCUGUAAGAAGUGCGGCUCGGACGCCAGCCAGUGCGAGAUCUGCGGCGGCGGCAUCCGCUUCAUCCCCCGGCACACGGGGCUCACCAACUCCUCCGUCACCGUGCUCGACUUCGUGUCCCACGUCAACUACACCUUCGAGAUCGAGGCCACCAACGGCGUCUCGGAGCUCAGCUUCUCCCCCAAGCAGUUCACAGCCAUCACGGUCACCACGGACCAAGACGCACCCACCUUGAUAGGUAUGGUAAGGAAGGACUGGGCUUCCCAAAACAGCAUUGCCCUCUCCUGGCAAGAGCCGGACUUUCCCCAUGGAGCAAUUCUGGACUACGAGAUCAAGUACUAUGAGAAAGAGCAUGAGCAGCUCAGCUAUUCCUCCACAAGGUCCAAGGCUCCAAGUGUUAUCAUCACAGGUCUCAAGCCAGCCACCAAGUAUAUAUUUCAUAUCAGAGUCAGGACGGCAGCAGGAUACAGCGGCUAUAGCCAGAAGUUUGAAUUUGAAACUGGAGAUGAAACUUCUGAUAUGGCUGCAGAGCAGGGACAGAUUCUUGUAAUUGCCACUGCUGCUGUGGGUGGGUUCACUCUGCUGGUCAUCCUCACUUUGUUCUUCCUCAUCACUGGCAGAUGCCAGUGGUACAUAAAGGCCAAAAUGAAAUCUGAGGAGAAAAGAAGGGCUCAUUUGCAAAAUGGACACCUACAUUUCCCAGGACUCAAAACAUACAUAGAUCCAGACACUUAUGAAGAUCCAUCUCUUGCUGUCCAUGAGUUUGCCAAGGAGAUUGAUCCUUCAAGAAUUCGUAUUGAAAGAGUCAUUGGGGCAGGGGAGUUUGGAGAAGUUUGCAGCGGACGUCUGAAGACACCAGGAAAAAGAGAGAUCCCUGUUGCCAUAAAAACUCUAAAGGGUGGCUAUAUGGACAGGCAGAGGAGAGAUUUCCUGAGGGAGGCGAGUAUUAUGGGACAGUUUGAUCACCCAAAUAUCAUUCGCCUUGAAGGAGUUGUUACAAAAAGAUCCUUUCCGACCAUUGGGGUGAAGUCUCUUUCGAGAUUCCUGAGGGCGGGAUUUUUAAAUAGCAUCCUGGCCUCUCAUCCAGUGGCAGGGGGUGGAUCUUUACCCCCCAGCAUUUCCUCUGGCAGACCAGUAAUGAUUGUAGUUGAAUACAUGGAGAACGGAUCCCUUGACUCCUUCCUGCGGAAGCACGACGGGCACUUCACGGUGAUCCAGCUGGUGGGAAUGCUGCGGGGCAUUGCCUCUGGCAUGAAGUACCUGUCCGACAUGGGCUACGUGCACCGGGACCUGGCGGCGCGCAACAUCCUGGUCAACGGCAACCUCAUGUGCAAGGUCUCUGAUUUUGGGCUCUCACGGGUGCUGGAGGACGACCCCGAAGCUGCCUACACCACAAGUGGUGGGAAGAUCCCCAUCAGGUGGACUGCUCCCGAAGCCAUCGCCUACCGCAAGUUCUCCUCAGCCAGCGAUGCCUGGAGCUAUGGAAUUGUCAUGUGGGAGGUGAUGUCCUACGGAGAGAGACCCUACUGGGAGAUGUCCAACCAGGAUGUUAUACUGUCCAUUGAAGAGGGCUACAGGCUUCCAGCUCCCAUGGGCUGCCCAGCUUCUCUUCACCAGCUCAUGCUUCACUGCUGGCAGAAGGAGAGGAACCACCGUCCCAAAUUCAGUGACAUUGUCAGCUUCCUGGACAAGCUGAUCCGCAACCCCAGCACCCUUCACACCCUAGUGGAGGAUGUACUUGUAAUGCCAGAUUCACCUGGUGAAGUUCCAGAAUAUCCUUUGUUUGUUUCAGUCAGUGACUGGCUGGAUUCCAUAAAAAUGGGUCAGUAUAAAAAUAACUUCAUGGCAGCAGGUUUCACAACUUUGGACAUGGUUUCAAGAAUGAAUAUUGAUGACAUUAGAAGAAUUGGAGUUGCACUCAUUGGACACCAGAGACGAAUAGUCAGCAGUUUACAGACUUUGCGGUUGCACAUGAUGCACAUACAGGAGAAAGGAUUUCAUGUAUGAAAGUAAUAGAAGCAACUGUGUUUUGUGCCUCAGCAUUUCUAAAAUGGAAAAAUAUUCUCAUUCUUCCCUCCUGCUCUUCCCAACUUCAAGAACUGCAGUCUCCAGUUCAGACUAUACAAGUACUUCUAUGUUAAUGCUUCCAAACUGGAAUUUUUAAUCACACUGCACAGCUCCUCCACCAGUUCUCUGCCGAUAAAAUCCUGGCCUACUGCAAGACUCUUGCUACACAUUGAUGAAUAACUCAGCAUGGAUGUGUAACUUUGUAUAACAGUAUUUGGGAAACUUUCAUGGACUUACUUGAAAGUAGUAAUCUAUUUGGCCUGGUGUGGCUUCUUUAUCGAUGUAUUUAGAAUUUGCUGGUAGAUCAAAAAGUAUUUGACUUCUUUCAUGUUCUGUGACCAUGUAACUUCCAACACCAAAUGUGCAAUCAAAAAGAAGUUUAACAUAAAUAUUUAUUUUCUCUCUUAAUUAAAUCCAAAAGUAUGUGUCCUAUCAUUACAUUACUUUCUAAUAGUUUGAAUGCUGGUAAGCUGGUGCCUCAAAACAUUAGUAUUGUUUGCAGAAAUGACUGAUGAUUUUAUGUAGUGAGUUUUCAUUGUGUGAAUAAUUGGAAGCAUAGUGAGAGUAAUCUGUUUGAAAUCUUAAGGAAGGUUCUUGAUUUUCAAUUACUUUAGCACUUGACACUUUUUAUGCUUUAAAUUUUAGAUGAGGUUGGAAAAUUUGUUUAUCCUUGGGAUUCCUCAUCACCCUACAACCCUUUUUUUUUUUUCAUGUAAUACUCAGCAUUUGCUUCUACUACUGGAAAACUUGUUGUAAUGUUCCCAUGACCACAUGUAAAACACGGUUGUCAGCUCUGUCAGCUCACACAGAUUUCAGAAGAGCCUUCUGUUUCAAACAUGCAGGUCUCUGCUGUUGGACAGGCAAUCAUCUCCAGCAGCAGCAGCAGAGCUCAGAGGGCCAGCCACGGGUGGGGUGAUGGGGUCAUUCCCGUGGGAACAGGCCAGCCAUAUCCUCUUCCAGCCAAGGACAGCAGUACAGCCGCACUGCUGCUGGAAGUUACAGGCUGCAGGAUGCAGUGACCUUGCACAAAGGCAGAAAAGGAGAUGCAGGACAGCAGUGUGGUAACAUGUUGCCUUGAGCCUACUUCUAACUGCUUUUAGAAGUUAAAAAGCAAACUCUGCUGAAAUGGAGCUCUGGUCAUUCCAGGCCAGAUCUUCAUUUAGUACAGAUCUCUAAAGGACGUCCGAGGUAUUACCUUUAGAACCCUUCAAUAGCCAUAUUUACAUGCAAGAAAACGUCAGCAAAGGCCUAACAUAAUAUUUGUACCUCUCUAAGACUUCCAGCUUCCAUGUUUUGUUCAGACAACUGACACAGACUGUGCUGGGCUACAUUUCCAAACUUUUGCAUGGGAUAUGCACUCCUGGGAGCAGGGCAGGAGCACAUGGCCGUGCUGUGGGAACCCCACGCAGAUCUACAAUGCAUGUCACAUGUAACCCUGUGCAGAUGCUUCUCUUCAUUCCUGUGUCCUUUGGAGGGUAGUUUUGAGUUCGUGGCAUUCCAAUGUACUCAAGCAUUGCAGCUCUUCUGUUAAAAUGUGCAUUUGGGUAAUUAGUAUAAUCUAUGUGUAUAUCAAAAGGAACUACUACUUUGUGUAAUCAUAAUGUUAUUUACUGCUUCAUUUACAGCUUGUAAAUCACAAGGUAUUUCCUAAGUCUUGGAAAAGGCUGCCAUUGUAGAUCAGUGACAAAGAAUGAAAAUCAGAAAGCAGCUCAGAAAAGAUUAUGCUUCCGACCAGAUCACAGAGUAAAACACACGAGGCCUGAUUCCCUGUUGUCAAUUUAUAGUGGAAUAAUUGCAUUAAUUUAGGUGGGGUAGCAGUAAUGCACUAAGUAAAUUUUUCUUUCUUUCUUUCAUUAAAAAAAAAGGGCAGCUGUAACUGAGGAAGGAGUUUUCUGAAGAUCAGGAGUCACUGGUGUUCUACAAUGCCAAUUUGAUGAGCUUGUUUAAAGAAGGGCAGCUUCAAUCCUAUUGUAGCUCCAAAGGUAAUUUUGUCAGCAGGAGUAUUCCCAUUGAAGUCAUCAGUCCAGCACAAGGAUGUGAGUUUUGCAGGAUCACAACCCUUCAGUGGGGAAAAAACCAUUUCUUCUUUUCUGUGACUGUCACUUGAAAAAUUCCGCCUGAAUUCCACAUCUGAAUCAUUUUUUUGGUAGAGGUGCUCUUACAGAAAAAAAACCAUACUUACCUGAAACCUUUUGAAAAAUACUGACACACUACAGAGUAAUUUAAAAGUGGAUUUUGCUUCAUCAUUUUAUCAUCCAUUUUGCCUUUCAUUGCUUCCAUGGCCAACACCAGGACAUCUGUGGAAUGAGCCUUUCUCACAAUUAAAUCCAUUACUGAGGAGGUAUGAGUCUGUUAUUUGUUAAUGAAGCUUCAAAAUCAUUCAUAGCUGACCCAAACCAUUAUGUGCACUUUUAGAUUGUCUUUUGCCAACUUUUUUCAUUCCUGGUAGUGAGGAUGCAGAAUUGACAUAGUUACAUGCACACAACCUGGAUAUAUUUAAUGAAAAUUAAUUUCUAAAUUUAUCACACUACUGAAAAUAUUUUUCAAUAGAAAAAAAAGUAUAACAAAAGGAACACAUUUAUUAAUCAGAUAUAUUUUUUAUAUAAACAAGAGUUUGGGUAACCAGGAAGGAAAGAACAAGGGAUUCUUUGAGUGAGCACAUUUGUUAAUAACAUUAUAAAUCCAGGAUUUUGUGGCUUUACACAGUUUUUUUUUUCUGUUGUUGUUGCUGUUGUGGUGCAGUAUGACACUUCUUAAUAGUUAUCUUGAUGAAAUUUACAUUUUCCCCAUUUUUGGAAAUGUUUUAUUUGCUCUUGUGCUGAUUUCUAGUCUAUUCUUGCUUUAGUUUAGGGAUUUUUUUCAUAUUUUUUUAUUUAAAAACAAAACAAAAAACAACCCUAACUGGUGUUAUUUUUCAAAUGUGAGCUUAAUUCUGUACAGGCCACAAAUGUAUAUGUGAAAUUAGAGUAACUUUCUUUGUUUGAAAAGAAAUUCUUUCUUCAAGAGAAAAUUAGUUUUUAUUGUCCUGCAUACUGCAGUGUGCAGCUGGAGUUUAAAUUUGAUAAAUUAAAGCAAAUUUAAUAGGCUGGUUUUGAGAAUCUGGCCCACAUUACAGAGUGCUUUAUGACUAAAAGUACCCAUUGAAAGUUCACAAAAUAAAGUGUCCGACAUGCAAGCAACAAAAAAAAAAAAAAAAAGAUGUUAUAAUGUGGAUGUGUAUAAAGAAAUAAUUCUUACCUGUUUCUCUGCAUUCAGUGAUAGCUCAUCCAUUCAGAUAUCUGUGCUUGGUCAGAUGAAUUUCAUGCCUUAAUUGUAUCCAGUCGUUUUGCUGAACCUGUGAAACAGAGAGGGCUCUUGUUCGUGAUGUUCAUGGUGUUAAAACUGAACAAGGCACAGCAGAAGGUUUAGUGGCAUUUACUCAUGAGGUGUUUGCACAUUGGAAUUACUGAGUAACAACGGGAAGCCAUGAGGCAAAAGGAAGAGAAUUGAACUACGUCAUUUAAAUUUUUCUCAAACAAAAUUUACCCUUUUUGAUGCCUGUGAACUUAAAUCCAGUCUCUAUCCAAUGAAAGCUUAGAAACAUGCCAUGCUUCAGGACAUCAGACAGCAUAAAGCAGUCCUUUACUUGCAAAUAGUGCACUCAACAAUAAAACAAAUUAGUUAGUAAAUUAGUCAAAUAAAUUUUGUGUCCAAUAUUCUAUUAGGUAUUACUUGGAUUAUUCUGACACAGACCUCAUAGACUGCAGUACUUUGAUUUUUACAUCACUUAAGACUGACAAUCCAUUUGCCAUUUUCAAUAUGAGCCUAACAGAGGGCUUCAUUAAUUUCUUUUUCAAUGCAGAUUCCUACAGGAUUCAUAAGUAACAAACAGACCCCCUUUAUCCAGAAUCAGCUGAGAUUUACCAUCAGGAAUAGCUGGGACUGUGGAGGUGCCUAGUGAGACUGCAUUACCCACACAAUUUCCAUGUCAGAAUGACCCCAUGGGACCACAUCAGCCACCAAGGUAAAGCAGCACAGAACAUUCUUGACCUUGUAUUGAAGAGCAGUUCCUCAUUUCCAGCUGGCCCUGUUGUGAACUGCAGCAGUUAUUGAACUGUUUUACCUCAGCUGAUGGAAUGGUGCUGUGGGACACAUUCUGGCAGCUCAGAAUUCUUUUCCAAACACAGGGCACCUGUAACUACCCCGCCACGGGCUCACUCUGUCUUGGAAUAUUCCUUCAGAGAGUGAAAAGCAGGACUUGCCUCUAAUCCAGUCCAACAUUUUUUCAGUUAAAAUCGUAAUAAAAAAUCUGUCUUCCAUUGCAUCUUCCAGGAAAAGUACUAAAAAUAGAGACACUUGUGGCAUUUGCACAUGCUUGAAGAUCUCUGUAUUCCAUUAAACAGUUUUCUUCCAGAAUACCCUUGUUCACCAACUGUAAUGAAUCUUUCCUGAAUAAAUGACAAAGAUAAUUUCUUUUUUAUAAUAGUCCUAUAAUUAUUUUUUGAGAACGAGGGAAAGAUGUGUUGGGCUGGGCUAAUUCUUAGUAGGACAACAAUCUUGAAAUCUCCUGGGGAGACAAAUGAAUCAGCUCUGAAAAGGAAAAAAAAGCUCCCUAAAACCUACAAUAAGGUAAAAAGGGAAGAACUGUCCAUACUGUGCCAAGGAGCUCUAACAAAAACCCCAGAGCUGCACAAUACAGUGCCAAGUACUUACAGCUGGCAAAAUUUUCCACCAUCACAUCCUAUAUUUAGUAGUGCACACUGCCCAUCCAUGAGUGUUGUAUAUAAUUCCUCAGAUCAUGGACCAGGAUAUGGUGAACAUGU